Messenger RNA from Sinocyclocheilus anshuiensis, 3810 nucleotides. RefSeq names its product solute carrier family 1 member 5 (gene slc1a5). The record is from RefSeq and is a predicted model, not a curated record. Gene Ontology annotation, cellular component: plasma membrane. The transcript has 8 exons. Gene Ontology annotation, biological process: L-aspartate import across plasma membrane. Gene Ontology annotation, molecular function: neutral L-amino acid transmembrane transporter activity; symporter activity; L-aspartate transmembrane transporter activity. Bases 183 to 1802 code for a protein of 539 amino acids. NCBI's taxonomy places the organism in Eukaryota, Metazoa, Chordata, Actinopteri, Cypriniformes, Cyprinidae.
ACAAGUCAGACCGUAUUUGCAUGAUGCAAGCCCCGCCCUCAUGAGGUUAUAGCUAACGUUAGUGGAUAGUUCAACGUCAUUUUCACACUGCCAGCACAUGAGGAGAGAGGGCAGAGACAAUCAGCUCACACCAAAGCCUCCUAAGACUUUUUACAUCGGCUCUCCAACCUCCAGACAGCACAAUGGCAGAAGAAAAGAUCUCCAUAGAAGAUGUAAAGACGUCCAACGGUGAAGCGCACCUGGACGACACAACCAUCGCCAAUGGCUUGGGUGAUCACAAGAGGAGCGAGCCGGAGACCACCGGGCAGAAGAUGAAACGCUUCGUAUUGGCCAAUCUGCUGGUCAUCCUGACGGUGUCCGCGGUCAUCGUCGGCGUGUUCAUCGGGCUCGGCGUGCGAAGCGCCGGGUUGAGCCGCACGCAGAUCCUUUACUUCGGAUUCCCCGGUGAGCUCCUCAUCCGCCUGCUCAAGAUGAUCAUCAUUCCUCUGGUGGUCUGCAGUCUGGUGUCAGGAGCUGCCAGCCUUGACCCCAAAGCCCUGGGCAAGCUGGGCGGCUGGGCGAUGCUCUUCUUUCUGGUGACCACUCUGAUCGCGUCUGCCAUCGGCGUUAUUAUGGCGUUCAUCAUACAGCCUGGCUCCAGCGACGGGAAAAAAAUUUCCCAACUCACCCAGGAUGACAGCAACGUUCCCGAAGCCAAAGAAGUCAUCGAUUCGUUUUUAGACUUGAUAAGAAAUAUUUUCCCAUCUAACCUGGUAUCAGCUGCCUUUCAGUCGUAUGCCACUAGUUACAAGUUUGUAAAGAAUGACACCAACUCGACCAACUUCUCUUUGGAAAAGGUUCCAGUUGGCACAGAUGUGGAUGGCAUGAACAUCCUGGGUCUCAUCAUUUUUGCUAUGGCAUUUGGUGUGGCCUUGAGGAAACUUGGGGAGGAAGGAGAGAUCCUUAUCAAGUUCUUCAACUCUUUCAAUGAGGCCACCAUGGUGUUGGUCUCCUGGAUCAUGUGGUAUGCACCACUGGGUAUUAUGUUCCUGGUUGCUGCUAAGAUUGUGGAAAUGGAGGAUGUUGGCUUGCUGUUCGCCAGCCUGGGGAAGUACAUCGCCUGCUGCGUCAUUGGCCAUGCCAUCCACGGUCUUCUUAUCCUCCCAUUCAUUUACUUUGUGAUUACAAGGAAGAACCCAUACACUUUCUUGCUGGGAUUGGUCACCGCUUUGGCUACUGCCUUUGGAACGUCCUCUAGCUCUGCCACAUUGCCCCUUAUGAUGAAAUGUGUGGAGGAGAACAACGGUGUGUCCAAGCACAUCAGCCGCUUCAUCCUGCCCAUCGGAGCUACCGUCAACAUGGACGGAGCCGCCUGCUUCCAGUGUGUAGCUGCGGUGUUCAUCGCUCAGCUUAACGGUAUCCCGCUGGACUUCGUCCAGGUCAUCACCAUCCUUGUGACUGCGACGGCGUCUAGCGUGGGAGCUGCUGGGAUCCCUGCUGGAGGGGUGCUGACGCUGGCCAUCAUUUUGGAGUCAGUAGGUCUUCCCACCAACGAUCUGUCCCUCAUUUUGGCUGUGGACUGGCUUGUCGAUCGUACUUGCACCGUCAUCAAUGUUGAAGGCGACGCCUACGGAGCAGGUCUUCUGCAGUAUUUCGUGGAUCGCACUUCCAGUAAAGAGGGGGCGGAGCUAAAUAAGGUGCGAGUGGAGGAAGAAGACCCCGCCUCCAGGCCAGAAAUUUCUCCGCUCAUCGAAAAACAGGGAAGCCUUGAAUUGGAAGAGGUGGCUGGACCUAAACCCUGUGAAAAGGAGUCCGUCAUGUAGACUUGCACACUAUUUUAACAAACUUUGCUUUUGACCUGUCUGAUCUCAAUAAAUCAAUCUCUGCAUCUACGCAGUGACCAUGGGAGAGAUACAGGUUUAGAUUAAGACCGGAGAAAGACUACAUCCUUUUGACCCUCCUCUAUGCCCUGCUCGUUAUGAAAGGAGUCUGCCAAAAAAAAGCACAUUUAGAUGGAAAAAUACUUGAACAAUUAUUUAUUAGAUGCUGGUCAGACAUUUUGGAUUUUUUCUUUAUAGUCUUUUUUUAUGUUUGCUUUACUCCUUUUUAAGAAAAACUCAGUCCGGCAUUUUAAAAUAAUCGAUAUUAUUAUGAUCAGGGCCCCGCGUCAGCUAAGGACGGCCCUGAUUAUGAUCACACAUGCCCUAAUAGUUCUGAUUAUAUGCUAUUGAGUUAAAACUCAGAUUUCUCUCAACACCUUUAUAAAACAUCUCCUAAUAAGCCAAAGCAUCCGCAGAAUCUCUCUGCAUCUUUCAAACACACCAACUACAUUUUUUAGGUGGCUUUAUGGUCCGUUAUGCUGAAAUACCUCAUUCAUGCUGAUUCCCUUUAUGCCACCUCUGGCUCCUCAGAUGCAGGUCCAUCUAACAGGUGCUAAUACCUUCAUUAACUCUUGCUACUAGAGGAGCCAAAAGAAUGGUGUAAGAAUCCUAACUGACAUCUUACAUUCUGCGUCUUUAUCUUUAUGCAGUCACCAUUAUAUUUCACGGCGGGCUCUUCGGGGUCAAGUUGCACCCUAAGGUCAGACAGGAAUGUAAGCACAAUAAUAUAUGGGUGACAUGCAAAGUAAGCCUUGUCUUAAAGCUCCAAGGCUGUUUGGGUCAGAACCUUGAAGUCUGCAGGUAAAGGAAGUUCCCUAUGUGCUGGUUGAUACGCAAGUGGUGUAAACAGAUCCAUUUCAGAAGAAAGCCAUAGAUUAGAGCGUGAAUUCAGACUGGAACCAAGGUUUUAUAUUUUGUAUUUAAGUUAGAAUAAGGCUAAGCAGCUUCCUUGUGUAGGAACAUGUUAGAUGUGUUGACAUGUUUGGUUUCAGUUUGGGUUUCUCUCAAUAUCCUUUCUUUUUCUUCCUUUUUUUUUUGUUGUUUAAAUGUACUUUUUGUUGGCUUAAAUUGUGUACAAAAAAUGCCCUUUUAUGUAAAUUAUGAAGUAUUCAAUUUUGUUUGCUUUUUAAAAGCGUACUUCUGAGAUCUUGUUGAUUUUUUUUUUUCUAUCUAUGUUAUUGCAGAAGAGCACAAAUAUAAAAUGUCUGGCGUUUUGUGAAGGUAGAUAACUUUAUGAGGAGAAAUCAGGCAAAAUAUUCUGUUAAGACCAUUUACUGGUGAAUGUUUGUUAACUAACUAGUAGUUGUACUGGAUUACUUAUUCAGAUUUUUUUUAUAUAUAUAUAUAUAUAUAUAUAUAUAUUAGAAAUGUUUUCUAAAUGUAUAAUCUAAACACACCAGCUGAAGAAAAGUAUCAGAUGACAGGGUGAGAGACAUUUGCCAUUGUACUGUAUGUUGACCAAAUGUUCACCGAAGGAAGUCGACAUAAUAGCCCAUUUUUGUAGAAAUUGGUUUGACUCUGUUGAUCAGUAAGUGGUUAAAUCCGACCAAAGAAACAUUUCUCAUUUUAAAUAUUAAUUUAGCAAUAUAUAUUAUAUACUUUAAAUAGGGGGGGUUGGUGCUUGUAAUCUGCAUUAUUAACAGUCUAUCAUUUCUGUUCUGUUCUGUUAGUGCUCGAGAUGCAUUUCAAAUCACAGAUGUAUUUUUUUUUUUUUUUCAAAUCUCACAAAUGUUCUGACAUCACUCCUUUAAAAGCCAGUACUGUAAAGGCUUCUCAUUCCAGGUGGCUGUAGUGUAGCUGCUCUGCUGAUGCAGCUAUGUGUCUGUGUGUGAGUUUAAUGGGUGGUUGUGUCAUAAAGGGCUGCUUGAUGGUAUCAGUGGAGCCAAAGAGUACUGAGAACCAGUGAAUGUACUCCACACCGACUGCAGAAUAAAGUCUUUUUUUAACUAAA